This is a messenger RNA of Phytophthora sojae, 4161 nucleotides long. RefSeq lists its product as hypothetical. Gene Ontology annotation, biological process: microtubule polymerization. The record is from RefSeq and is a predicted model, not a curated record. The transcript has 2 exons. NCBI's taxonomy places the organism in Eukaryota, Oomycota, Peronosporomycetes, Peronosporales, Peronosporaceae. The coding region runs from base 1 to 4161 and encodes 1386 amino acids. Gene Ontology annotation, molecular function: tubulin binding; calmodulin binding; zinc ion binding.
AUGUGUCAUUGGAAAGACUUUAUUGUCUUCACACGAGAACAGGAGUGGGAUCAGUCCAGCAUUCGACUGCAGUGCUGGUGGCGGCAACUAAGUGCCAAGCAUGAGCUUGAAGUGCGCAAACGAGUCCGAAAGGAAAUGCAGCGAAGGCAAACAGCUUUUCUAGCUCUACUAGCGAGCAAACGACAACAGGCCGCGUGCAGAAUAACACGCUGCAUACGACGCUAUGCGCUUCAGCGUUCACAUGAGCGAGCAGUAAUACGGCAGAAAGCUGCGAUCUGUAUUCAGAAGUUCUGGAGGCAGUUGUGCACUCAGUGGGCGGCAAUACGUCGGGAGCUGCAAAAACAAAGGAGGAAUAAAGCUGCGGUAUGCAUCCAAAAGCACGUCCGACGGAUGCUUGCGCAGCGAAAGCGAAUGCUACUCAGUAAAAUUGACCACGUGGACAAGCGCCGCCGACAGAAAGCGCUUCAAAUUGCUGCACGAACAAAACACAUGAAAAUGCUUGGAGCUGCGAUUUCGAUACAGCGCGCGUUCCGUGGUUGGCAAGAAAAGCAAGUUUUGAUGCUCCGACGUCGUCGAGCAGCAUUCGAGCGUGACAAGAAAAAGAUACUCCAGGUACAAGCACAUUAUCGGGGCCAGCAAGCUCGAAGAUGGGUAAGCAAACACAAGCGUGGCGUUCACAAGGCUGUACGCAUUCUGCAGUGUUCAUGGAGGUGCUACCUUGCCAGAUGCGAGCUUUUACGGCGCAAGCGGGAAGCCUUAGCUCGAAGGAACCAGUUGUUAAAAGAGAUUGAAGAAGCUCGCCGAAAGCGACAGUCUAAUAUCCUCGCUCCGCUGCAGUUGCAAAAGAUGUGGGGGCAGAUCUCGCUGCUGAAAGCUGCCAAUGUAUUCCAACAGGGUGAUUCCUCGAACUCCCGCGAGGCUCAGGCAGCUCGAAAAUUACAGGCUCGAUGGAGAGGCAAGCAGAUUCGUAAGCGCCUUCGAUACGAAAAAGCGAAGGAAGCGGAGAAAUCACGGCGUGCUGUCAAUCGCAAACGCAGACUAGCCGCAGUUUGUAUACAAAAACGCGUGCGUGGAAUUAGAGGACGCGCUCGCGCUUGGGAGAUGAUGAAGGAAAGGAGUGCUGGACGAAUUCAGCGUGUGUGGAGAGGAUACAAAACGCGAACACGCCUCCUACAAAUGAGGUAUGCUAUCAAGAUGAUACGACGAAUUCAGACGCAUUGGAUAGCUCGCCGAAAUGUGGAGAACCAGCGCUUCCGUGCACUAAAUGCUACAAUUAUUCAGCGGGCAGCACGAAGGUUUAUUGGAAGAAGAAUGUUGUAUGAAGCCGUUCGAAGACGGCAAUUCCUAGCUGAGGAGAGCGCAGUCGGUAAAGUACUUGAAGAAAGGACCCGCAGCCGUGUGAAGGAUGAGCUGUUGCUGCAAAGUUUUACAUUCAAGGCGAUCAGAACUGCUGACGAAGGAGAUGGAAGUGCUCGGGAAGAAUCGCGCGUUGACCGAUCGCUUUACGUUGUCGACCUAGCGAAGAGACAAUGGAAGGGGAAGGGUUACGAUGGUAUUUGGCAGGAGGUUUUCCGAUACGCAGCCGGCAAUUCGCUCGAAAUGGAUAAUUCUCAUUUCGCAAGGUUUCUCAAAGUGCUUCCCCAUGCUUUCAUCCACAAGACCCACUUUCCCAUGCAGAACGCUGAUGUAAUUUUCGCAAAAAUGAAGGAGCCGAAAGCAAAGACAAUCUCGUUCCCGAGAUUUAACAAAGCGAUUCUGAUGUUGCUGAAGGAGAAGUUUGCAGAUGCAAACAACAAAGAAACUUCAAAAUCUGCUGAGCCGGUGGAAUCUGGUAGCGACCACGAGCACUUUCUUCGGUUUAUGAAUCGCUUCGUACUUCCGUCCACGAUCCAGAACGGGAAAUACAGAAAAAUGCUGGAGGCGCAUUGCACCCAGCGUUUGCUGUGGUCAGCAGCGGUUCUGCGGAGACUUGCGAGCCGAAUUACCAGCAAAAGAAUGCACGACAAUUUCGUGAUCGUCUAUCGGGAACAACACGUACAGAAGCACCGCAGCAGAUGUGCCUCUACGAUCCAGCUAGCGUAUCGCUGCUACAAGUUUCGCUUGCAAUUGAAGACGAUGCUCGCCGGUAUGUUUAUCGAGUUCAUCGAUCACACCGGUCGGACUGUGAAGUUCCAGCAUAUUGCCAGCGGAAAGGCCCUCACAAAGCGCCCAGUCUUCUUGAAGGGGGUAGUGUGCGGGAAGAUCGUUCCGUUGCCUUUCCCUGGUGAGGAAUUCCACGCGUUCUGUGAGCGGCACGAAGAUAGCACAAAUGCGUCAAGGAUUCCAGCCGAGGUUUAUUGCGUGGAGUGCGAAGAUACUAUGUGUAAAACCUGCUUCGAUAGGGAUCACAAGACUCGAAACGCGUUUCAGCGGCACCAACCACGAAAGAUCGAGAAGUGCAUUCACUGCGGUACGGAAACAGCAACACGAGAGUGCCUUCAGUGUGGCAAUGGCAGAGUGCCGUUUUGUGAUCCGUGCUUUCCGCACAUCACACACAAGUUCCAAGCUCUAGUGGUCAUGUGCGUGGAAUGCUCAGACCGAGUAGCCCAAUGGUCAUGCGAGACGUGUUUGGAUCUCUUUUGCAAGCGCUGUAUGAGUUCAUACCACGCGAAAGGCCAACGACAGUAUCACCACUGCCAUCGCUUAAGCUAUUUCUCCAUUUUGCGACUAAAAGCUGAACAAAAGAGAGAUGCUGAUGCUGAAAAGGAAAAGGAAAAGCGGAAGAAAUGGCGCGAGGAGGAGCGAAAACGACAAGAAGCAGAGCUUCAACGCCAAAAUCUUGCUGCUACGAAAAUGCAGGCAUUAAUCCGGUCAUUCGUCGCUCGGCAGUCCGGGAAAGCGUACAUGAAGCUUGUACGUCAAACACAAGCAGCGCGCGCUCAACGAAAGAAAGACGACAAAGUGCGGUCAUCCAUCGCGUACAAGGUGAAGGCUGUGUUUGGCGUAUCACCAGCACUGAAGUCCGAUACAAAGCAAGAGAUUGCUGCGCGCAAACAGCGGUUCGAUGAUAUCAAGCGCGCCCUGUUCCUCCAGCGGCGAUCUGGAGAUAAGUCUAAAGCGAAGAAGCGCUGGAGCAAGAAGCAAAAGGCUCGAGUGUUGGAGGCUGCUAGAACUUGGUGUGAUUACGACGAGCCGGUCAAGAUCCUGAAAGGAGAGUGGAAGAACUGCGUGGGAACGAUCGUGUCGACCCAGAACUUGAUGCUCACCGGGAGUGUCCUUGUGUUUGUCUCUCUGGCCAAUCGCUCUGUCGUCGUUCGGUGGGAGGACAUCGAGCCCUACGACCAAGACGAAGCUUUGCGCCAGGAGUACGUACCACCAGGCCAACUAGCGGUGAACGUCACGCGAGACUUUUACGCCAAGAUCUCGCGUAUAUUGGAAGGUGCUGUGCGGAAGGCACGCUUGCUGUAUUUGCAAACGAUCGAGUUCAACCGUAUCAUGCAGUACGCAUGGGUGGUCGAGUACGACAAGCGGGAGCAGAAAGUGGAGUAUUGGAACGUGGUGCUUAACCGGCGUGUGUCAACACCGCCCAAAGCAAUGGAAUUAAUCGAGCGCAUGGAGCCGGAAGACCGGGAAAAAUUGGAGAAGCGAGUGGAGCUGGCACGAAGCAAACUCGUCGCUCUGCUAAACCCGUUCCAGCCGAAGAACAAGCCCAAGCUGGCACUGCGACGGAAUGCCGUUGUAUUCGUCCCGAGUGGAAUCGUCGUGGAGGAGAGCAACGCUUCGCUGGCAUCUUUGAAGCUCGAGAUGGAGGCCAUCGAUGCCGCUCGCUUCUGGCACGACAAGGUCAUCGCCAACCGGCAGCUCGGCAGUCGGAAGGCGCGCAAAUUCCUCGCUGCGUCUUCGUCCAAGGCGUGCUGGUGGGUGGUGAAGCUGUUCGUCUGGAUGGAUCUUCACGCGGAGGGCGGCUUUGAGCCCAACGCGAGGAAGCUGUUCAACCUGUCCGAGGAGCUGCAGGUGUAUGUGGUGCGGGAGGUCAGCGACCGCUUCCAGCAGUCCGGCGACCCCAAUCUUGCGAAGGACAAGCUGGUGCAAUUGACCACGUUGAAGAUGGCUACGCUGCAGCUGCUGGUGACCAAGGACCAGCGAGACGCCGAGGAGGAGGAGGCCCGGCAGGCGCAGUGA